Molecule: messenger RNA, 4155 nt
Organism: Apiotrichum porosum
Lineage: Eukaryota; Fungi; Basidiomycota; Tremellomycetes; Trichosporonales; Trichosporonaceae
Exons: 17
Coding region: 1-4155 (1384 amino acids)
Biological process (GO): basic amino acid transport; transmembrane transport; protein deubiquitination
Cellular component (GO): fungal-type vacuole membrane
Molecular function (GO): cysteine-type deubiquitinase activity; protein binding; cysteine-type endopeptidase activity
Source: RefSeq, a predicted model, not a curated record
AUGUCUGGCGUGACUGAGACGACGCCGCUCCUGGCCCCAGAGUCCAAGCCUGGCCUCUCAAAGGCCAGGAAACGUCUUAUUGUGUUCAUGACGUUGACCACAUCGUUCCUCUGUACAAUGGACAUGACCAUCGUGGCGACAUGUAUCCCUACCAUCGCCUCCGAGCUCCAGUCUUUUGACCGCGAGGCAUGGAUCGGCACCGCCUACCUCUGGAGCAACGUCUCCUUCACCCCGUUAUACGGUCGCUUAUCGGACAUCAUUGGCCGUCGUGCCGCCUACGAGCAGGGCCUGUUCCUGUUCACCCUUGGCACCGCACUUUGUGGCUUUGCCCCCAACUUCAACACUCUUAUCCUUGCCCGCUUCAUUGCCGGUAUGGGAGGUGGUGGCCUCACCACCGUUUCAGCUAUCAUCACCGCCGACACCUUUGCGCCCAGUGAGCGUGGUUUCUACACCGGUAUUGGCUUCGCCGUCUUUGGCCUUGGCAUCGGGCUUGGUGGACCUAUCGGCGGAUGGCUUACUCAGGCUUUCGGAUGGCGUGCUGCCUUCUAUGCCCAGCUUCCCGUUGCGGUGGCUUGCAUGAUCCUCGCUCGCAUCACCAUCCCUACAAGCACCAACAAGCGCAGCGCCAGUGCCCUCAAGGAGAUUGACUUUGGUGGAGCUGGAAGCCUUCUUGUUGCCAUUGGUGCCGUGCUUUUGCUCCUCCAACGCAGCAGUGUCGACAUUCCUUUCUCCAAGGAUACGGCCAGCAUUCUCGCCCUUGUUUUCGCCAUCACCUUCUUCAUUGUGUUCAUCUACGUCGAGAUCUACGUUGCCGCCAAGCCGGUUCUGCCACUCUCGCUCUUGAAACGUCCAACCUGCCUUUGUGUGGGUAUCAUUUCGGGCGUCAUCGCGAUUGUCAACUUCAACAUGAUCUAUCAUCUUCCGAUGCUCUUUGAGAUUGUGUUCCAGGAGAACAUCUCGCGUGCAGGCUCCCACAUCCUGCCCAACUCGCUCGCAAUGGCAAUCUCCGCCCCGAUUAUGGGCCUUAUUGUCAAAAAGACUCACCGCUACAAGAAGCUUAUCACCCUGAACUGUCUUGGACCCGUCAUUGCAAUGCUUCUCCUUGCUCAUCUCACCCCUGCGUCUGGCUGGGCGGCUCGCUGGCUCAGCGUUCUGCCCAUGGGUGCCGGCUUCAGUGGCCUUUUGACAUUGACGCUCGUGGCCAGCCUCAAUGCCGUCUCCAAGUCCGAGAUCGCUACUGUUACCGGCUUUACCUUUGUCUUCCGCGCCAUCGGUCAGGUCUUUGGCGUGGGCAUUUCCGGUGCGGUUUUCCAGACCUCGCUCCUCUCAGCUCUCACAAGCCGCUUCUCUUCCCCAGAGGCUAUCGGAACUCUGCCUCUGCCAGACCAGAUCCUCGCUCGCGAGGCCUACGCCGUGGCACUCCGCAACACGUUCAUUUUCGGCUUGCUUGGUGCUGUUGGCGUGCUUGUCGUCUCGUUUUUCGACUGGUCCUGGGCCGGCACCGACGUCACGACUGUGGAGGACAUCACCCCGGCCAACCGCCGUCUGGCUGCAGGGUUGGGAAGCAAGCAAGCCUUGCGCGGCUGCUCCUUCCGCCAUGACCAGCGUGCCAUGACUGUCGAGUCUGAUGCCGAGUCCAACUCUUCCAUCAUCGUCACACGCGACCCUUGUGGACCUAAAAGGUGUCUCAGUGCUCCCAAGUGCUACAAUCACCUCGGAGAUGGGAACGACGGCGCGCGCGCCCGUUUCAUCGAACACAAGAUGGGCGACAAGGCAGACGUCCGCGAUGGUCCAGCUGGCCUCCUCAAUUAUGGAGCUACAUGCUACGCCAACGCCUUCCUUCAGGUGUGGUUUUACGACCUGUCCUUCCGCAAUGGCGUGUACGGGGCCGUGAGCGACAAGGUCAACCCCCUGCGCCACCUGGCCAACAUCUUCGCCAUGCUCGAGUACUCAAAGCGCAAGGUGGUCGACCCCGGUGCGCUCAUCGAGGCCCUCCAGCUCGCCAAGGGUAACCAGCAGGACGCAGCAGAGUUCUCAAAGCUCUUCAUGAACCUCCUCAACACCGAGUUCCAGCGCCAAGGAUACAAGACAUUCCUCAGCGAUCGCUUCGAAGGCAAGCUCGAGUACCAAAUGCAGUGCCAGAAAUGCGGCUACACUGCUACCUCGGAAUCGACCUUCCUCGAGCUUGACAUUGCUCUCAAGGCCUCGCUCGAAGAUCUCCUCAAAACCCAGCUGCAACCCGAGUCGCUUGACGGCGAUAACAAGUGGAUGUGCCGUCAAUGCAACAGCCUCCAGCCCGCGAUCCGCUCCACUCGUCUUCGCCAGCUGCCUCCUGUUCUCCACUUCUCACUCAUGCGCUUUGUCUACAACUUGAAGACGUACGAGCGCCUUAAGAGCAGUGCAGCGAUCACCUACCCUCGCGAGCUGAUCUUGGAGGGACAAAAGUACGACCUGCGUGGCGUCGUCUCGCAUAUUGGACGCAACGCGACCCAUGGACAUUUCGUUUCUGAGGUGUACGACGAAGACAACCAUGAGUGGUACGAGUGCAAUGACGACGAAGUGAAGAAGCUCUCGGCGCGCCCUCGCAAGCGUAUCAGGCUUGACCCGGAUGUCGCUGAGGAACAAAUGUCAAAGGACGCCUACAUGCUCGUGUACAAGCGUCGUGAUGGAACCUCUGACCCUCGGGUGCCCAUCCCACCAUCCCUCCUCGAGGCGAUUGAGGCCGACAACACGGCGUUGGAGGUCGAAGUCUCGGAGCGUGGACAGAAGAUGCUCGACACAGAGCAGGAGUUUGAUGACCUUGUGGCUGCCAAGCGCGAGAUCCUGGCAUGCUUGCAAGGCAGCGACUGCAUCGUCCCUCGUGACGGCCUUUCUGCCUGGAUCAAGUCGGACAGCGUCAACACCGACUGGGAUUUCAAGCCUAUUCUGUGCGAGCACGACAAGGUGUCUCUUGACGAGGGUCACAACGUGCGCCUCAUUUCGAAGGAGGCCUUCACCAAGCUCAAGGAGUACAGUAGCGGCAUGCCCGAGGUCGACGUCUGCGAGGUCUGUGUCGCUUCAAAGUUUGCCACAGUCAUGUCAAAGCGGACGCACGCCCAGCAAGUUGAACUCUACGACAACCUCAAUGUGGGAAACGGCUACUACCUCCCCAAAGAGUGGGUCAAGCGCUGGCGCUCCAACAACCUCGACCCCCCAGAUGCGCUCCCCACGCACGAGGACUACACCCUUUUCUGCGAGCAUGGCCAGCCGUCUUCGAGCAGGAGGCGUGAAGAAGUCUCGGCGGAGAGUCUCGCCGUCCUGCAGUCGAUCCUUGGCGAGUUUGACGCAUUCGGUGACGACGUCCCGGAGUGCACGGCUUGUGCCGAAGAUAAGGAGAAGAAUGCAGCUCGCAGGGCGACGUGGACUGUCGAGGUCAAGGCCGACAGGCAAAUCAGCAAACAGCACCGCAACAUGACUUUGAUCCUUGGCGCCACCAACUACCUCCUCCCCAAGGGAUUCACAGAGACGUGGGACGACUACAUGAAGGACCCUGGUGCGCCUCGCCCUACACUCCAGCUCGAACUCUGCCCUCAUGGUCUCCUCGACUUUGACCCCCAGAUGGAGAAGGCCGACUACCUCACUGAAGAUGGUUGGCACAGCCUGUGCGAGAUCCCGCCUGAGGGAAAAUUGCGCUCCGUCGACGAUGUCAGCGUCGCCACCUGCGAUGAGUGUCGCCGCAAGAGGCUGUCCGACUUUGGUCCUGAGGGCAGGAUCAAAGUGAAGGUUGUCAACGGCAAGGACACCAUGCCAGCUGAGCGCUCUGGUAUGAGCCGGACCCGUGCCAAGACAAGCGAGGUCGACGUUGGCAAGGACACGACCAUCAAGGACGUCAAGCUGGACAUCCUCCACAUGUUCAAGAUUAGCCCCAUUUCUCAGAACAUCUACUACAACGGCCGCGAACUCGACUCUUCAGAGACGAUUGGCAGCAUCGGCCUCCUGGUCGGCGACCACCUCAACCUUGUCGAGGUCCUCGAGUUGGAUGAUGAGGUCGAGGAUGGAGCUGGAUUUGGUGGCACCGCGCUGGUAGGCAGGAUCGCUUGCAACCACUGUACAUUCGAGAACGCGGCUGGCGCGACGCAGUGCGAAAUGUGUGAGCUCCCCCUCACCAACGAGUGA